Molecule: messenger RNA, 1147 nt
Organism: Bactrocera oleae (olive fruit fly)
Lineage: Eukaryota; Metazoa; Arthropoda; Insecta; Diptera; Tephritidae
Gene: Coq5
Product: ubiquinone biosynthesis protein COQ3, mitochondrial
Biological process (GO): ubiquinone biosynthetic process
Molecular function (GO): methyltransferase activity
Source: RefSeq, a predicted model, not a curated record
GGAUAUACGUUCUCUGAUUUUCAUUUCAACUCAGCUGUUCUGCGAAAACAGCUGUUCAACGGCAUCUAUAUAUUUUUAUUUAUUUUUACGUAAAAAGUAGAAGUUAUACAAAAAUGAAUCUUGCGCGAAGUUUGAAAACGAACUUUAUAACUAAUACCAUAAAGUGUGGAAAUAUCAAUGAAAGCUGCACGAAAUUAUUAACACAGUUGCGUAGAAAAAGUGUGCAAGCAGCUGCUGUAUCAGGCGCAGUUGAUGUUGACAAAAUCGACGCUCCGCAAGCGUCGUCUGAGGAACGCACAACACAUUUCGGUUUUCAAAAGGUGAAAGAAAGUGAGAAGGAUCAGAAAGUGCACAAGGUAUUUGAGGAUGUGGCCAGUUCCUACGAUCUAAUGAAUGACGUUAUGUCCGCUGGCAUACAUCGCAUAUGGAAGGAUGUGUUCAUGGAUCGUUUGGCGCCCAUGCAUGGCACACGUCUAUUAGAUAUGGCAGGCGGCACGGGCGAUAUUGCUUUUCGUUAUAUACGUCAACUGGCCGCGAAAGAAAAUAAACUGAAACGCCAUAGCUAUGUAACUAUCUCUGACAUAAAUCAACAUAUGUUGGAUGUGGGCAAAGAGCGUGCCAAACGUCAAUUGCUAACCGAAGAACACCUGCCAGAUAUAAGCAUCAAUUGGCAACAAGCCGAUGCGGAGCAAUUACCAUUCGAAAAUGAUGCUUUUAAUGCAUACACUAUCGCAUUUGGCAUACGCAAUUGUACGCAUAUUGAUAAGGUGCUGCGUGAAGCCUACCGCGUCUUGGAACCAGGUGGACGAUUUAUGUGUUUGGAAUUCAGCCAUCUGACAAAUGGUGUAAUGCAGUGGAUGUACGAUCAAUAUUCAUUUCAGGUCAUACCGCCGAUGGGACAAAUUUUGGCCGGACAAUGGCAACCAUAUCAAUAUUUGGUUGAGAGCAUUAGGCAAUUUCCGAAGCAAGAGGAGUUCAAAAAGAUGAUUGAGGACGCUGGCUUCGAGUUGGUGUAUUACGAAAAUUUGACCUUUGGCAUUGUGAGCAUACACUCAGGUUUUAAGCUAUAAACUUUGAAGCUGUUAUAAACAUACAUACACAUUAUUAAAUAAAUAUUUAAGUUUAAAUACAUAUUUAACUACAAAAA